This is a messenger RNA of Rhododendron vialii, 1941 nucleotides long. RefSeq names its product rho-N domain-containing protein 1, chloroplastic-like. The record is from RefSeq and is a predicted model, not a curated record. Gene Ontology annotation, biological process: DNA-templated transcription termination. The transcript is spliced from 2 exons. Bases 137 to 1693 code for a protein of 518 amino acids. Lineage: Eukaryota; Viridiplantae; Streptophyta; Magnoliopsida; Ericales; Ericaceae.
AAAAAUUAAUAGUAACUAUAUAUCAGUGCCAGCCCUAAAAUAGUACUCCUCUCUCUCAAAAUCUCCGACACCAAAAUCUUAAUCCACAAUCGAACAUAGCUCGCAGCUCCGGCGACACUCGGCGGUCCCGGCAACGAUGAGAACAGAUUAUGGGCCAAUAGGUGGAAGGUGUUUCUCCUGCUCAGAAGCUUCUGUAAGAGCAGCCAGUUUGUCACCGUGCUCAUCUCGCUACAACUACAAAGCAUUUUCAAAUAUCAAAAUUGUUUCUCUGAAAUUCACCUUCAGGAGGAUGUCUUUAGUGUGCAAGGCGGGUUCAAAUGGUUUCACAGGAAACCUGGAAUUUUCAAGACAAAACAAACAUGGGUUUUCCCAAAGCAAGAACAAGCAAAAUGACAGAGAUAAUUGUGAUAGCCCUGACGAAGCCCGACGAUUUCUUUCAGAAAUUGGGCCAUUACUAUCUGGCCCCAGUGCCCCAAAGUUCCAACCUAAUGGAACACCUCCAGAACCAAGAAAAGAGGAGAAGGAUAAUGUUUUUGGAAAGUUGAAGGCUAAACUUCCACCGAGAGCAAAUUUCAAGAGAGAGAAGAAGGCGGAUGGGUUUCAAGGGCAUGGUGAUGAGGAUAGGGAUGUUCGUGCUGCCGUUGACCUUGUAAGGAAACACAUUUCUCAAAUAGGUGAGGCAUGUAAUAGUAAUGGUAGCAGCAGAGAUGACUUAUUGGACCAGUCUAAACACGAUGGUUUAUUUAACAAAGAGGAACACAUGAGCUCCCCUAAACUUGCAAGUAAACGCAUUACUCCAAUGGGGAACAAAAGUAGUGGAAAUGAUAGCAGCAGAGACUUCUUCUUGGACAAGUUUGAAACACUAGCUGGUUCAUCCGGCAAAGAGAAAAGCACAAGCUCCCCUCAGCUUGCAAGGAAACGCAUCACUCGAAUGGGGAGGAGAAGUAGUAGUAGUAACGGUAGCAGCGGAAACUUCUUGGACCGGUUUAAACAAGAUGGUUUAUUUGACGAAGAGAAAAGCGUGAGCUCCCCUAAGCUUGCGGGGAAAUUCAUUCCUCAAACAGGGAGGAAAAGUAUAAGUAAGGGUAGCAGCAAAGACUUCUUGUUGGACCAGUCUGAGCAAGAUGGUGUAAUGGACGAAGAGAAAAGCACGAGCUCCUUCGACUCCUCAAACCCUGGGGAACUGGAAUCCCCUUUCCUUAAACUUUUAAACAAACACAAUACUCCAAUGGGAAAGAACAGUAGGAGUAAAGGUUGCAGCAGAGACUUCACGUUGAACCACUCUGCACAAAAUGGUUCAGUUAACAAAGAGAAAAGCACAGCCUCUUUUGACUCAAACUACUUUGUGAAACGUGAAUCCCCUACCUUAAGCAGACCAGUAUCAAAUUUUCGACGUAGAUCUCCUAUCCCUAGAAUCAAAUUCGAGCUUAUUCGUUCUGAUUCUUUCACAGAUCCAAAUUUAGAUGGUAAAAGAGAGAGCACUCUUCUUGAGCAUGAAAAGCGAGAGGACUCUUCAGAUUUUGUUGUAGGUUAUAGUCACAAUGAAGCAGAACAGAAACAACCUGUAGAAGACGAUUUGAGUGCAAUGAAGCUGCCGGAAUUGAAAGCGCUAGCAAAGUCUCGUGGCAUGAAAGGGUUAUCAAGGCUCAGGAAACACCAGCUGUUAGAGUUGUUGAGUGGAGGUUCAACCUGAUUUCCGGAUGAACAAAGGAGAAGCCAAGUUGAAUAGAGGAAUUUCGCAUUCUGAGGAAAUGUCUGAGUCUUUUCAUGCGUGUGUUUCUGUAAUGAAACUUGUACCCUUUUCGAUCACUUUAGUUUGGCAAUUGAUGGUGUUUUUGCCGAUCCACUUGAGUAACCAUUUUUGUGUGGUUGAGCGAAUUUUGCAUAGUAAUCCUUGGUUGAGGUUAUGUAAACUUCUUUUCUUGUUCAUUAUUUUCUGUC